AUGUCUCGGAAGCCGAAAUCUUCGACCCAGAGCGUUGCCUACCCGGACAAGCAGCAUGGCGACGAGACUGGCAUCAAGAAACAGGAAGAGAAGCGGCGUAAGGUUCUCAAGAAGCAAGAGAUGGCGGUUCGUGAAGGCGCCGAAGAAGAGGCGGUGCCAGACGUGGCCAGCAGCUUGCAUGAGCUGAAGCGGCAGAAGGGUGGCGAGGCUGGCUGGGACUUCUCCGAUGAGGAGCAGUUCUCAGAUGAUCAAGAGGAGCGUUUCGACUUCGAUGAUCAGCUGGAGAACACAGCCGCUCAAGCCGAGGAUCAAGGCAUGCCUGUGGGAGAAGAAGUGGCCGAAGCAGACGAUGAAGACCAGGAUGUGCAUCUGUCCAGUUUCGGCGAGGAGGUCGAGGUACUGCUCAAAGGUGGCGAUCCCCAGGAAGCACAUGACUCUCCUGCCCUGGCAGAGACUGAAGAUAUCGAGGCCCUUGGCUCUGAGGCGUCCUUCAUCCUGCUCAGCCGAACUUCCAGCGCCACACACUCGGUUGAGCUCACCGCAACCGGCCUUGCGCGUGUUCAUCAAGCCCAGCGCGAUCAGGAGAACAGACAUGAUGGGGUUCAAACCCCGAUGCUUCGUCGGCAGGACAUAAGGGACAUGAGUGUAGGGUCCAGAGGCACGAGCUAUGUGACAUCAGAACGUCAGCGUGUGCGGCAACGCUUUGAAGCCGCAGCCUUCACCCACCUGUCUCGCAGAGAUGUGAAUGGGACGCACACGGUAGAGGUUGAGGAUGGUGCGGUUGACACUGCCACAGAUGUGGUGAACGAGCUGUCAAGUGCAUCAACUCCAGAACCCACAGCAGACAUCACAGACUCCAAGACGGAACCGGAGCAUCCGGAGCAUCCGGAACCGGUGGAGUCCGAGGAGCCGGUGAAUCUGAGCAAAGGCAUUCUUGGCCAGGCUGGCCGGCCAGGUCUGGUCUUUGCCGGAAUGUACGGAAACGCAGGGUCGACCGGGCAAAGGGGAGCAACAGGCCCGGCGGGGCCAGUGGGGCCUUCCGGCCCAGCCGGCGCCUCCGUGGUUGGCCACGCCGGUCCUGCAGGAACUCCCGGCACUCCCGGCAGCAAAGGUAAGCUGGGCGCUCUAGGGGCCAAAGGUGCUCCGGGCCAUGCUGGGACACCCGGAGGGCCGCCACCAGAGCUUGACAAGUGGACCAAGCUCUUGGACUAUUACACCGAAAUCAUUUACCGAAUGGAAAGUGCAGCCUCCACUCACGUCCGAGGCUUCAAGCGAGAGGCUUCGAUGCUGCAACAGCGGACCGCGCUCUUCAAAGCACGUACCGACACCGUGAACAACCGAUCUGCCCAGCUUCACAGAUACAUGGUGGACAACUACAAGCGUAUGGUGAAAUCCGUGAGUUCAGCACGCGAAGUGGAUGGUUUUGUCGAAGGGAUGCCUUUGGCCACCUCAAUGUCUGCUUUGCAUGAAGCUCAACAGCUCUACCCGGCAUAUCUUGGCACCCAACGGGUUGCAACCGCCAUGCACGCAGCUGCCUUCCAGAGACAGCAGCAGCAGCAGCGUCAGCAUUUCCAGAACCAGAACUACCAGAACUACCAAUACUCAUCUCGGAAGCAUUCGAAGAGCGCCGCCACGUUAACACAUUGCAGCAGCCUCUACGUGGUCCUGGCAGCAAGAGUCAUGGCGUUGUUCUUUUGA
Symbiodinium natans is the source of this 1698-nucleotide messenger RNA. Lineage: Eukaryota; Dinophyceae; Suessiales; Symbiodiniaceae. The record is from the annotation of a GenBank genome assembly.